AAAAAAUCAAAUCGAACAAAACUUAGCUUUUUGGCUCAAUACCAUCGUUUAUACAGGGCACCCUUUUUUUCCAAAAGGAGAGAAGAAAAUAUGAAGCGUUUAUGAACUCACCGUACAUACUUACGAAAUUGGUCUCUCUGGCAUAGGACUUGAAUAGAAUCAGUGCUUUGAUUCAUGUCGUGGAAGGAAACCCCAGAUCAUGUACUUGUCUCUCAUACAAUUUCGAUUACCAAGGUAAAAGGAGUUCGCGAGCCUUACAUUUGCAGAGAAAAGGUGUUUUCAAGCCUGUUCAUUGAAAUCAAUAUAUAGGUCCAAAACGACCAAUUCCUAGUGCACCUUUCUUUUGCUUUGAAUAGAAAAAAGUUCUCCUUCCAAAACCUUUUUAAGCCUUUCUUCAAGAGCAGAGUGAAUUAAAUCAAUGGGGGUUUGUAUACAAUCGUUGCCCAAGCUUGCGAAAAUUUAAGUCAAAAGUAUCGAAAAAUAAAAAGAUGAAUUAAAAGAUAUUGAAACCUUACAAUAAGCACUACAAUUUCUCCAGUUUAUGCUAGGAUUCAGUCCUGUUCGAAAGGCUUGCCCUUCACACGCAACUUGAAAACAACAAGUGUUCUCGCUUUUCGUGAUCCUAAAAAUGCUUUGGCUAGACCAAUAUCGCCCUAAAACACUUUCAUCUUUAGACUAUCAUCAUCAGUUAUCCGAGCGACUAAUUUCUCUGGCAGCUACAAAUGAAUUCCCACAUUUAUUAAUUUACGGGCCAAGUGGAGCAGGAAAGAAGACGAGAACAGUUGCUAUUUUACGAGAGCUGUACGGCCCUGGCGCUGAAAAAUUAAAAAUCGAUCAACGAACGUUUCUCACCCCAAGUAACCGUAAAAUCCAAAUCAAUAUAGUUUCAAGUUUGCACCACAUAGAGAUUACGCCUAGUGAUGUUGGAAAUUAUGAUCGAGUGGUUAUGCAGGAGUUGUUAAAGGACAUUGCCCAGUCUGCACAGGUUGAUUUGCAAGCUAGAAAGAAGUUUAAAGUGGUGGUUAUCAACGUCGCCGAUGAAUUAACAAGAGAUGCUCAAGCUGCUCUUCGUCGGACUAUGGAGAAAUAUUCAAACAAUAUUAGGCUAAUACUUAUUGCUAACUCAACAUCUAAAAUCAUUGAACCCAUUCGCUCUCGUACAUUAAUGGUCCGUAUCGCAGCGCCUUCUGAGUCGGACAUUAUGAAAGUCAUGUCCCAAAUCCUAGCCGUUCAAGAAUUAGAAGCACCGACUUCUCUUCUCGAAAAGAUUGCUAAUAACUGCAGUCGUAAUCUCAGAAAAGCUAUUUUAUUAUUAGAAACUGUUCAUGCAAAGUCACCUCAUAAUCGACAGUUGACAGAUAAUGGGUCUCAGCUACCGUUACCGGAUUGGCAAACUUUUAUCAUUCAAGUGGGAACUUCUAUGCUUCAGGAACAAUCGCCUGCUCGAAUUUUGGUAGUUCGUUCUAUGCUAUACGAUCUUCUCUCUCAUUGUAUUCCACCAACCAUCAUUUUCAAGGAGCUCCUUGGCUUUCUUUUACUAAAGGUGGAUGCUAAAUUGCAUCCCCUUCUUAUUCAGUCUGUUGCAAAUUACGAACACCGAGCUCAAAUGGGAAAUAAGUCGAUCUUUCACUUGGAGGCAUUUGUUGCUUACUUUAUGAAAAUUUAUACCAUGUCGCUUCUGGGAAUGGAGCUUCCUUAUCCAUAAAGGGGUUCCUUUUUGCUUUGUAUAUAUCUAUUAUAGUUACUAUAAAAUAAUUAGGAACAAAAUGUCAACGCCAGUCAUUGUUUUGAACUUGAAGCCCUGGUGAUUUUUUCUAUUUUACAUUUUCAAUUUCGAAAAGUAUACUUAACAUGUGUUCAUGAUAGCACUUUUCUUUUUGAAUGAUUUUACCUAAAAAGGCACCAUCUAUUUAUAUCACUAUUGUCCUGUCAAUACUAUCUGAAUGUAAUACAGCUAGCGUUUGAAUAAAACACGUAAUGAAUGCGGAUAACAACAUGCUCAAAUGAAAUGAAU
Messenger RNA from Schizosaccharomyces cryophilus OY26, 2014 nucleotides. Its product is annotated as DNA replication factor C complex subunit Rfc5. Gene Ontology annotation, molecular function: DNA clamp loader activity; DNA binding. Gene Ontology annotation, biological process: DNA repair; DNA-templated DNA replication. NCBI's taxonomy places the organism in Eukaryota, Fungi, Ascomycota, Schizosaccharomycetes, Schizosaccharomycetales, Schizosaccharomycetaceae. Bases 629 to 1705 code for a protein of 358 amino acids. Gene Ontology annotation, cellular component: Rad17 RFC-like complex; nucleus; DNA replication factor C complex. The record is from RefSeq and is a predicted model, not a curated record. The transcript is spliced from 4 exons.